AUGAGACUCGCACGCCUGGCAGUUUGUGAUGUCCCUCGUGGAAGCAGCCUUCUCCUGGGAGGUGGACAAGGGCUGGAGAUGGGUGGCUUGUGGUUGUGUGGGCGCGGGGUGGGUGUGACAGGGGCUGUGACAGUGCUGGGUGGGCCCAGCCGAGCUCGGGCUGUCGGCGUGGUCAACAGCAGCUUCCUCCACGAGCCAGCUGCCCAGAGCAGCAUCCUCCUUGCUAGGCCUUCGUUGGCUUUGGUUCAGCUCCAGCGACCCGAUUCUCCUUCUCUUUUCUUCUCCGAACGAAUCCACCCAGCCCAGCCCACCGCCGAGCUGCUCAAGUUCUCCAUGAGCAUCACCGGCCACCAUGACCGUCCCCACCGUCAGUCGCUCGCAGGCUCGACCAUCCAGCUGCCGCCCAUCUACGGUCCCAUCGGAUUCAGGCGCUCCCCGCUACCCUCCUUCGCCGCCCUCCCCCCCAUCAUCCCUGGCCUCGUGACCGGAGCCCAGCCGCCAUCAACGUCGUCGUCGUCGUUCCCGCGCAAGAGCAGCCUCGCCGACUUCCAGCUGCCCCUAUCCGCCCGCCACCAUCAUCAGUUGCCGUCCCCCAUCCACUCCUCCUACUUCUGCUCCCCACCCUACUCGUCCCCAAUGCUCUCCCCCCACCCUGCCCUCGUCUGCGCCUCCCAUCCAGCAGCAGCCUAUGUCAGUAGCAACCCGCCAAAGCGCUCCAAAGCCGCACUGGCCACCGAAGAUUGGGACCAUCCUAGCUUCGCGAGACCGCCCCAUCGCGCAGUCCCCGAGCCCUCGCUGCUCGCCAAGACCGCCGACUUCUGGCGCCCCGCGGCUCCCGGGAGCCCCAUGGACCUCUCCACCGACAUCCACGGCUCCCUCUCGGCCAAGGAUCUCCAAGCCCAGCCCAUCUGCGACGAGCCCCUCGUGCCCAACGUCUAUCCCGUCCCCCCGCCCCCACCCUACGAGCAAUCUGCGGCCCCGCUCUCGGACUUGGCUGCAGACAUCGUCUGGGAACGCUGUUACUUCCCCAAGCCCCGGGCCGCCUCGACCGCCCCUGCUGCUGCCGCUGGUGUUGCCCCAUGGGACUCCGCGUUCUCCUGGUCGACCUCGUACGGCUUCCAUUCCAGCCCCACUAGUCACAUGGCCCCGUCAUUGGUGAACCCUACUUGCUGGCCGGGCGGGCCAUCGACAACACCCGGCUUCGGGGUGAUUGGCGCGGAAGCCAAGGCGCGCCGGUUCCAUCGCCCAUACCCUCCUGCCUCCUCCGUCAGCCCCCCUCCACCCUCCGACGUCUCCUCCCACUCGCCCCACCCGCAUGGAAGGAAGCCGUCGCUCGGCCAAGCCGGGAAGGUCGAGGUCAAGCCCGCGUUCCGUCGCUGGACUAGACAGGUCCUCGAAAGCACCCUCCUGUCCCCCCAGGUGCUCAUCCUUGCCCUCUUCUAUGUCGACCAGCUCGCGGGAGUCGACGUCUUUGGUGACUUGAAUGGCAAGAUGUCGCUUGCGCCUUACAAGAUGCUCCUGGCUGCGUUGGUCGUCGCCAAUAAAACCUUGGACGACCAUAGCUACCGCAACUCGACGUUUGCGAAUGUGUCCAGCAUGACUAAUGCCGAGGUCAAUGCCAUCGAGGUGUGCUUGCUGAAAGCGCUGAAGUUUGAUGUCGUUCCCACGACUGUGCAAUGGACGGGCUGGCUCAAAGAAGUGAUCGGAGCAGGCGAGCGGAGCGGUCUUCUGAUGCCGCCGGAGCUCGUUGGCCCCCCGUCGCCGAUCUCCCCGCAUCUGCCGUCCCCGGCGCUGUUCGCCGGCGGCUUCGACGGCUUCCCUAGCCUCCCCAACCAUCUGCUCCACGGCUCCAUCUUCGACCAAGCCCCGACGCCCGACUUCCAGUGGCAUCCUUCUUCCACCCCCAUCAACACCUCGAGCUCACCGGCGCUUCCCGCACCGGCCCCAACGCAUUCGCCUCCGCCUUCCAACACCAUCCCGGCCCCGGCUCCGCCGCAGGCUGUUUCGUCCGCACUUAUUCAGGCUUCGGGCCCAUCUAGGGUGUCCCACCCCCUCGAUCGUCUUAUUUAUGUGAGUACUCGCUUCGAUCUGGGCUCUGCGUCGACGUCUGCUGACGGGGUCUCUCGACAGUAG
Messenger RNA from Puccinia triticina, 2133 nucleotides. RefSeq lists its product as uncharacterized. The transcript has 5 exons. Gene Ontology annotation, biological process: regulation of cyclin-dependent protein serine/threonine kinase activity. The coding region runs from base 1 to 2133 and encodes 710 amino acids. The record is from RefSeq and is a predicted model, not a curated record. Gene Ontology annotation, molecular function: protein kinase binding; cyclin-dependent protein serine/threonine kinase regulator activity. Gene Ontology annotation, cellular component: nucleus; cyclin-dependent protein kinase holoenzyme complex. Lineage: Eukaryota; Fungi; Basidiomycota; Pucciniomycetes; Pucciniales; Pucciniaceae.